UCUUCCCUCAAUCAACCCCUCCCUCCCUGGUCCUGUGGAUCCAACGGCCCACAUCCAUCCCCUCCCAACGCAAUUAUCGUUCCCACUACCCCCAAGAAAACCCACCCGUCCCCUCCCCCAAUUUAGCAUAAAAACUCUCGCAACUCAGAUCUAACCAUCUAAUUCCUCAUCUCUCACUCUCUUUUGAUCUCUCUGUUUCUGUGAUUGAACCAAGAAAUGGCGGUGACACCCUCAGCUCGCGAGGAGAACGUCUACAUGGCGAAGCUGGCCGAGCAGGCCGAGCGCUACGAGGAGAUGGUGGAGUUCAUGGAGAAGGUUACAGCCGCGGUGGAGAGCGAGGAGCUGAGCGUGGAGGAGCGGAACCUGCUCUCGGUGGCCUAUAAGAACGUGAUCGGAGCGCGUAGAGCCUCCUGGCGCAUCAUCUCCUCAAUCGAGCAGAAGGAGGAGAGCCGCGGCAACGAGGACCACGUGGCCACGAUCCGCGACUACCGGUCCAAGAUCGAGUCGGAGCUCUCCAACAUCUGCGACGGUAUCCUCAAGCUCCUCGACACGCGCCUCAUCCCCUCCGCCUCCUCCGGCGACUCCAAGGUCUUCUACCUCAAGAUGAAGGGCGAUUACCACAGGUACCUCGCCGAGUUCAAGACCGGAGCCGACCGCAAGGAGGCCGCCGAGAGCACCCUCACUGCCUACAAAGCCGCUCAGGAUAUCGCAAACACUGAGCUGGCUCCUACCCAUCCUAUCCGGCUUGGACUUGCUCUGAACUUCUCUGUGUUUCACUAUGAGAUUCUGAAUUCCCCUGAUCGUGCUUGCAAUCUUGCUAAACAGGCAUUUGAUGAAGCAAUUGCUGAGUUGGAUACCCUGGGCGAGGAGUCAUACAAGGAUAGCACUUUGAUCAUGCAACUUCUCCGUGAUAACCUUACUCUUUGGAGCUCCGACAUGCAGGAUGAUGGUGCGGAUGAGAUCAAAGAAGCACCCAAGCGUGAUGACGAACAGCACUAAGCGCAUUGGGCUAUGGAUUAGAGUUGAACCUCUCCUCUAUGUGUUUUUGAUGGGAGAAGGUGCUUGUUACUAAUUCCACUGCUAUUCUGAGUUUUUAGGAAUUCUUGUUUAUUGUUACCAAAUGGUGGCCAUUCUGAGUCCUUUUAGCUUGUCCAUCAAAUUGCAUGUGUUUCUGGAUGCACCUUAUUUUCUUGAAGAUAUUGAUGCUUUUUCUGUAUUGGGCAUUUGAAAAGAUAUAUUUUCUGUCA
Messenger RNA from Corylus avellana, 1247 nucleotides. RefSeq names its product general regulatory factor 1 (gene GRF1). The record is from RefSeq and is a predicted model, not a curated record. NCBI's taxonomy places the organism in Eukaryota, Viridiplantae, Streptophyta, Magnoliopsida, Fagales, Betulaceae.